This is a messenger RNA of Eublepharis macularius, 1878 nucleotides long. Its product is annotated as heparan sulfate glucosamine 3-O-sulfotransferase 2-like. Gene Ontology annotation, molecular function: [heparan sulfate]-glucosamine 3-sulfotransferase activity. The transcript is spliced from 2 exons. Lineage: Eukaryota; Metazoa; Chordata; Lepidosauria; Squamata; Eublepharidae. The record is from RefSeq and is a predicted model, not a curated record. Bases 92 to 1120 code for a protein of 342 amino acids.
AGCUCGCCCGCCGCCCCGAUGCGCCGCCGCCGCCGCCGCCGCCGCCGGCCGGGACUGCCGGGGCCUGGCGCGCCGGGCCGAGCAUGGAGCCAUGGCGCUUAGCCGGCGGAGGCGGCGCUGCCGGGCGCUGGCGCUGGCCUCGCUGCUCUCGCUCUCGGGCACCUGCCUCUGCUGCAGCCUGCUGCUCUUCUGCUGCGCCCCGGAGCCGCCGCCGCCGCCGCCGCCCGGCGCCGCCGCCCGCUGCCUGCCCGCGCCGCCCGCCGCCGCCGCCGCCCGCAAGAAACUUCUGCAGAAGUCGCGCGCCUGCCCGGCCCCCGCCGCCGCGCCCCCGCCCGCCGCGCCCCCGGCCAAGCGGCUCCCGCGGGCCAUCAUCGUGGGCGUCAAGAAGGGCGGCACCCGCGCCGUGCUGGAGUUCAUCCGCGGCCACCCGGCCGUGCGCGCCCUCGGCACCGAGCCCCACUUCUUCGACCGCCACUACGAGCGCGGCCUCGACUGGUACAGGCGGUUGAUGCCGCGGUCACUGGACCACCAGAUCACCAUGGAGAAAACGCCCAGCUAUUUUGUCACCAGGGAAGCCCCCCAGCGCAUCUUCAACAUGUCGCGGGACACCAAGCUGAUUGUGGUGGUGCGCAACCCUGUGACCAGGGCCAUCUCCGACUAUACCCAGACCCUCUCCAAGAAGCCGGACAUCCCCACUUUUGAGGGGCUCUCCUUCCACAACCGCAGCCUGGGCCUGGUGGACACGUCCUGGAACGCCAUCCGCAUCGGCCUGUAUGCCGUCCACCUGCAGAGCUGGCUGCGGUUCUUCCCGCUCUCCCAGAUGCACUUUGUCAGUGGCGAGCGGCUCAUCACAGACCCCGCAGGAGAGAUGGGCAAGAUCCAAGACUUCUUGGGCAUUAAGCGACUCCUCACAGAGAAGCACUUUUACUUCAACAAAACCAAGGGCUUCCCCUGCCUGAAGAAGAGUAUGGAAGGCAGCCUGCCCCGCUGCCUGGGCAAAUCCAAAGGCAGGCCUCAUGUCCAGAUUGACCCCGAAGCGAUUGAGCAGCUGCAAGACUUCUACCGCCCCUAUAACAUCAAGUUCUACGAGAUGGUCGGGCAGGACUUCCGGUGGGAGUAGGACUCCUGGCACAGGCAGAGCAGGGUGGGGCCCAGUCUUCCGCAAGGGGGCAGGGGGGCAAGUUUGAGGGGUCUUCCUCUGCCCGCUCUACCAGGACUGUCUCAGCCUCUCUUCCAGCUCACUAUGAACAGCCAGGAGAGGCGGCAGGGAGAACAGGUGGCCCCCAGGUGCCCGGAGAUGCCCCCAGAGCUCAUGUCCCAGCCCUCACUCUUGGCUUGGCCUGCAGUUCAGGGGGUGGGAAGGUGUCCCGUGGCUUCAUUUUCUGCCAUGAAAUCAAGGCACAAGGAUGAAUUUUAUUUUUAAUAUUGGUAUAUAUCUCUAUAUAGUCUAUAAACAUCACCACCUAAGCACAAACCAGCACCUGCCUCUUCUUGAUUCCCCACUUAGAUACUGUUCAGGGCAAUCUCUCCUGCACUUGCUUCUCUGGCCCCGCCUGUGAGCGGAAGGGCCCCCGGCAAGGCAGUGGGGACUCGGUUUUGCUCAGCUGUAGGCUCCUGGGGAAGAAGCGGGACCCCUUCCUUCCCUCCCUCCCUCCCUCCCUCCCUCCCUCCUUCCUUCCCUCCUUCCCCUCCUGAGCAAGCCUGUAACCAUAGAGAUGCUUCUGAUGGUGCCUUGAAAAACUCACUGUCCUGAUAGAUAUCUCUGUCCUGUGAAUAAAGCACAGAUUUCUGUUGUUACGGGUACUUCAGAGAGAGACUCCGCUUGCUCCAGAUGCACAGCUCCCUCGGGCGAAGGAGGCCAAGGCACGUCCCUGUCUU